This is a messenger RNA of Rotaria sp. Silwood2, 3555 nucleotides long. NCBI's taxonomy places the organism in Eukaryota, Metazoa, Rotifera, Eurotatoria, Philodinida, Philodinidae. The record is from the annotation of a GenBank genome assembly.
AUGACAUCAUUCAUAAAAGCAACAACAAAAGACGAUAAUAAUAACGAUAAAAGAUCUAUAAGUUCUAUGUAUAGUGGACAUGAUCUUCUGAUUGAUGAUAUAUCAAAAAAAGAUUUAAAAAACAACUCAAGUCAUAAUAAUGAUAUGUUACAAAAUAAACCCAUAGAUUCAUCAUUACUCUCGAACUCGUCCAUGCAAGAAUCAAGCAUGUUUGACAAUACUGUUCAUACAUCAAAAUCAUUGUUAAGAAGUAAACAAAGUUUAAUUAAUGAAGAUCAGGACAAUCAACAAUCAAAUGCACAAUCAACAAUUAAUAGAACUAUUUCUCUAUCUAAAAUCGUCAUUGAAAAUGUUCAAACACCACUUAUCUCGAUACCUCCUACUUUUCUAUUAUCAACUAUUAUUGAUGAUAACAUUCACAGUCAAGCGAUACAACCAUUUGAGAAUAACUUUCAAUCUAUGUCUGAGAAAACAGAAUCUUCGAGUACAUUAUUGUCAACAACAUUUGAGGGAGAAAAUCAAUCAAAUAAGACGCAAAAUCAACAUACUAUAGAAGAAAAAUCUUCUUCAAAUGAAAGUACUUCUAAUAUAAAUUUUGAAAGCAUUGCUAAAUCAGAGCAUUCAACUAUCAGAUAUGAAAAGUCAGAAGAUCAUCCAAGUAUACAUUCAUCAUUUCAAAUUGAAGAAAAGUCUAUUUUAUCGAAUAUAGGUCAAAAAUCUAUUCAUGCAAUUUCAUUUUUUAGUCAUCAAGAUAACAAUCAUUCAUUGGAAAAAACAAAAUCAUUAAAAAAUGAAAGCUUAGUUAAACAAUCACCAUCACUUUCUAAUAAACAAUUAUUGAUGAAUGUCAAUAGUGAAAUAAAGAAUUCACUUGAUCAAAUUCGUCCUUCAUAUCCUAGUAAACUUGACAACAAUAAUCAAGAUCGAUUUGACGAUCAAAAACCUAUUAAUAUUGAAAAACAUUCUUCGUCACCGAUUAUUACUUCAGAUACUAAGCAAAUGGAUCGAUCUUCACCAAUAAAAAUAAAGCAACGAUUAAUAACUUCGACAACUAAUUCUAUAUUACCAUCAUCUUUUGUCGAUGUUAAUAUACGACAGCAAGAUAUACAACCUUGGAUGUCUUCAUCAGAAAGUAAAAGCAAUAAAUCGACAUUAGAUGAUGUAUUACCUUUAACAUCUGAAGAAAUUUCAAGACCAAAACAAGUCUCCUCAUCCAAUCUUGUUCAGCAAAAUAAUCGAACAUUUGACUAUCGUCAUGAAAUUAAAAAUGAAAAAUUACCUUCACAAUCAGUAAGAAGAGUAGCAGAUGAUAAGCCUCAUCAGUUGAAUUCGAAACAACAAGCAUCUAUUAUUAAUACAUUAAUUCGUGAUAGUAAACCUUCAUCAUCAAUGCCGAAACUUUUACUAAGACGAUCUUCGAUCAAACAAAAUUCUACUUCUUUACAAAUAACCAAACCAAAUACAUCAUCAUCUAUUACAGAUGUUAGUAUAUCUUCAAGUAAUACAGGUAUUACUGAUCAUUUACGUAGUACACAUUCAAUAAUAAGUGAUCAAGAAGAAGUUAUAUCAUUGAAAAAAAUAAAUGAAAAAAAUAAUUCUAAAGAUAAAUUAAUGUCAAAAAUUGAUUCGAUUUCUAAACAUAAUAUAUUAAGAAAAAAAACACCACAAUCAUCACAAAAUCAAUCAAUGAUAUCUUUAAAUCGAAAACAACAAAAUAUUGAAAGAUCAAAGAUCAAAUUUACAAAUAAUUCUUUAUUAACAAAUUCAGAAUUAGCAUAUGAUACUGAACAAGGAUCUGAUGUAUGGAUGAAAAGUCAUGAAGAUAUUAGUCAAAUUUUAAGUAUUAAUGAACAACAUGAGAAAAAAACAAAUAUUCAUAAACGACAACAAAAAAAGCAAAAUAAAAAUCGAAUAAUUGAUGGUUCAAAAUUUAUGCCUUUGAACUUAAAAGCACGUGCUGAUCAUCAAACUUAUACUGUAGAUUCUUCAAGAUUACCAAGUAUUGAGCAAUCAUGUGGUGAACAUUAUCUUCAAAAGUUAUCAAAUUAUUAUCUUUCUCGUCGUCCAAUUAUUCGUCUUCCAGUAACACAAAUAGAAAAAUUUGAAUGUGGAACUAUUGGACCUCAUCUUCAUCCUUCGUCAAUUGCUCGUCAAUUAUUUUAUUUACCAUCAAUUCAAAAUCGUCAUCAUUUAUCAUCUCAAAUUUAUCAAACAACUGAAUCACUUACAGAUCAAUUUUAUUCGUUUAUGUCAUCAGAAAAUAUUGAUGAUAAACAAGCAUUUGAAUCCAUACUUAAUUGGCAACAACAACAUUCGAUACAAAAAACUGAACAGAGUAAAUUUCAGCAUGUAUAUUUGUUAGAUCCAUCAACAAGCAAUACAGUUCGUGGUAGACAAUAUCCUAUCUUAACUGAUGAAAUCGAUAUGAUUGAUGAUCCAAAUGCAUGUACUAUCGUUAAUAAAUGGGCUUUUGCUGAUUUAGUCAAUGCUGAACGAGAAAAAUUUAUUCAAUUAUCAACAGAUAGAAUUACGAAAUCGAAAAAAAAAUCAAAUCUAAAUAAUAAUAUUAAAAUAUGUUUACGAAAACGACCAUUAACACAAUUUGAACAAAAUGUAUUCAAAGAAGUUGAUAUUAUAAGUAUUGUUGAUUCACAAACUAUAUUUCUUCAUAUACCAUCAAUAACUAUUGAUAAUCAAGUAUUUAUUAAAAAUCGAAAAUUUAAAUGUGAUCAAACAUUUGAUGAAAAUUGUCAAAUAAGUACUAUUUAUCAUUCAACCCUUGCUCCAUUACUUGAUCUAACAAUUAAUGGUAGAAAUUGUUUAUGUUUAAUUGGUGGUGGAAAAUAUUCGGGUAAAACUUAUCUUCUUCAUUCAUUAAUUGAUUUAUUUGCAUUUGAUCUAAUUCGUCUUUUAUCAUCAUAUGAUAUCUAUAUAAAAUUACUUGGUAUAUGUCAUAAUCGAAUAAUUGAUCUUUUACAAAAUUAUUCACCAAUACGUAUUAUUAAAUCUAUGAAUCUGACAUUAAUACCAAAUGAUGUAUUUCAUUUAAAAAAUGAUAAUGACAUUGAUUAUAUAGCAUGUCAAAUAAAAAAACGUCGUCGUUUUAUUCAUCAAUUAAUACAAAUUAAUUUUCAUGAAAAAGAACAGUCGAUAAUAUUAGGCUCAUUAAUGAUUGUUGUUUUAGCUUCAUCUCAAUAUGUUUAUACAAAAAAUUUAUGUUCACAUAGAAGAAAAUUUUUAAUUAAUUCAUUAAAUAAAACAACUUUAUCAUUUAAAAGAGCAUUACUUGAUAUUCGACAAAAUCCUAAUCGAGUUCGAGCAGCAUUUAACAAUGAUAUUCUAACUCGAUUGAUUGAACCAUAUGUAUUUCAUGAUCAAUCAAAUAUUUGUUAUAUUGGUACACUUAAUCCAGGUCAUCGACAUCGUAUUGCAACGAAAUCUACAAUUGAAUUUGCUCGAAAUCUUCGAAUCUGUUUAAAACGUAUCAAUAAACAACGUCGAAAACGAGAAAAAUUAUCUCGAAUGAACACUAAUAAUAAUAAUAAUACAUUUUAA